CGCCGCGUGACGUAGGCCGUCCUCGGGGGGGGGGCGCGUGCGCAUGCGCAGUCCCUCCUCCCUCCCUCCCGGUCCGCCAUUUUGGAGCCUGAGCCGCCAAAGAAGAAGAACGAGGCGGAGGCGGCAGAGAGCGAGGGAAGCGGCGUUCAAUGGACGUUGCUGCCGAAGGCAGGCCCUCCGCGGACGCAGGAAGCAGGCGGCGAGGGCGAAGGCGAAGCUCCUGACGGACGGACGGACGGACGGGAGGAGGAGCCACUUGGGUCUUCUCACCAUGUUAUGGAAAUUCGACUUGAACACCACGUCACAUGUUGACAAGCUGCUUGAGAAGGAGGAUGUGACGCUGCAGGAGCUGAUGGAGGAAGAUGACCUCCUCCAGGAGUGCAAAGCGCAGAACCGCAAGCUGCUGGACUUCCUGUGCCAGACGCCCUGCAUGGAGCAGCUGGUCAACUUCAUCACCCACGAGCCGCCGCUGGACAUGGACGAGAAGCUCCGCUUCAAGUACCCCAAUACAGCCUGCGAGCUGCUUACCUCCGACGUGCCGCAGAUCAACGACAAGCUUGGAGAGGAUGAGGCCUUGCUGUGCAUCCUCUAUGACUUCCUGGACCAUGAGCCACCCCUGAACCCAUUGCUGGCCAGUUUCUUCAGCAAGACCAUUGGCAACCUCAUAGCCAGAAAGACAGAGCAGGUGAUUGUGUUUUUGAGGAAGAAAGACCAGUUUAUUGACCUGGUACUGAAGCACAUUAACACAUCUGCCAUGAUGGACCUUCUUCUGCGACUCAUCAGCUGCGUGGAACCAGCCCAGCUGCGCCAGGAUGUCCUCCAUUGGCUGAAUGAAGCAAAGGUCAUCCAGAGACUCGUGGGCCUGAUCCACCCCAGCCAGGAUGAUGACCGGCAGUCCAAUGCUUCCCAAACCUUGUGCGACAUCAUCCAGCUGAGCAGAGAGCAGAGCAGCCAACUCCAGGAUGCCCCAGAGGCUGACCCUCUCCUGGCAGUGCUGGAGUCGCAGGAAUGCGUGGAGCAGCUGCUGAGGAACAUGUUUGAUGGCGAGUGGACAGAGAGCUGCAUUGUGAGUGGAAGUCAGGCCCUGCUGACCUUACUGGAACCCAGGCGCGCCGGCAUGGAGGGGCUGGUGGAGUCCUUCUCUCAGGGAUUCGAGAGGUCUUACACUGUCAGUAGUGGCAUCCUGCGUGGCAUCGAGCCACGGCUGAGUGACUUCAACCAGCUGCUGCUCCACCCGCCGAAGGCAGCCUCCAUCUUGACUACCAUUGGGGUCUUGGAAGAGCCACUGGGGAAUGCCCGUCUUCAUGGCGCCCGCUUGAUUGGUGCCCUCCUGCACACCAACACUCCCAGCAUAAACCAGGAGCUCUGCCGGCUCAACACCAUGGACCUGCUGCUCGACCUAUUUUUCAAAUACACUUGGAAUAACUUCCUGCACUUCCAAGUGGAAUUGUGUGUUGCAGCUAUUCUGGCCCAUUCGGCGCCCGAAAGUCAGCCGGCCCCAAGCAACACAGAAAAGAACGACAUGGAGGAGAACCCAGCCCCAGGGGAGGCUGACCUGCCUAGGAAUGGUCAGCCCGAGAACAUCAUGGUGACUCACCUGUUCCAGAAGUGCUGCCUGGUGCAGAGGAUUCUGGAUGCCUGGGAGACCAACGACAGAAUACAGGCAGAAGGGGGGAUGAGACGAGGCAACAUGGGGCACCUCACACGAAUCGCCAACACCGUUGUGCAGAAUAUGGACAAAGGUCCCAUGCAGACCCAGAUCAGUGAGUUCAUUAAAGGGCUCCCUGAGGAUUGCCGAGGGCGGUGGGAGAGCUUUGUGGAGGAGACACUGACUGAAGCCAACCGGAGGAAUACUGUGGACCUGGUGAGCACCCACCACCUGCACUCCUCCAGCGAGGACGAGGAUGCUGAGGCUGCCUUCUCCAGUGAGCUCUCUCUUCAGCAGGCCUUCUCAGACUACCAGAUCCAGCAGAUGACAGCCAGCUUUGUGGAUCAGUUUGGCUUCAAUGACGAAGAGUUUGCUGAACCGGAUGAUAAUAUCAACGCUCCUUUCGACAGGGUUGCAGAGAUCAACUUCAACAUCGAUGCUGAUGAUGACAGUCCCAGCGCAUCCCUCUUUGAAGCCUGCUGCAGUGAACGCAUCCAGCAGUUUGAUGAUAAUGAAGAAGAGGAAGAUAUUUGGGAAGAGAAGGAAAGAAGCUAUGCAACGCAAGUCAAGUCACGGACACGGUUUGGGGCAUCUCAUACCUCAGAGAGUUCGUCCAGAAUUGACCUCGAGAAUGGUGACCCCGAUGGCAAUAGCCCUGGCCCUGGGGAGGAAGAGGGCGAGGAGGCAGCUGCCUCUCCUCCAGACGGAAACAGCAGCCGUCCCAAAGACAAGAGUGCAGACCCCUCUCUUGAAGGAUCCGGCUGGACAGCUGUGUUUGAACCGGUCAGCUCCAAGCCCCCUGCCUCCUGCGUGGCAAUGGACGUCGGAUCCAGCGUGUGGGAUUCGGCCGCCCUGGACCCAAAGACUCCCAAGGAAAGAGGCUGGGCCACGUUCACAGACUUCCAGCCCUUCUGCUGCUCAGAGGCUGGUCCCCGGUGCAGCUCUCCUGCAGACAUGGAGGGCAGCGACUCGGAAGGAGACCUCAAGCGGAUCCAAGAGGAGAACAGUGUGAGCACAGCGGCCUCCCCUUGCGCCUGGAAUGUCUGUGUGGCGCAGAAGGCACCGUUGGUGGCCUCAGACAGCAGUUCCUCUGGGGGUUCAGAAAGCGAGGAGGACGAGGAAAAGGCGGAUGACAUUGUCACAGGAACUAUCAGCACAGGCUCAGGCCAGGAAGUGGUCAAGUUGACUGUGGACGCCAGGGACAAUCAAGCUCUCUUUGCCAGCAGCAGCAGUGACUGUGAAUUAGUAGCGGACAAGAUGACCAGAGUCCUGGAGCACAGACCAGCUAAGGCCCUGGAGAGCAGCAGUGCCCAGCCGCACCGAAGCCCUCCACAUUCUGCCACCACUGCCACAAUCUCAGAAGCCAAGAGUAAUAGAAAGGAGGAACUGCUGCCUGGAGCUGAAUCCACCCUGAAUGGCCCCGCUUGACAGAGCGGCUGGCAGAAGAGGUGCCCAAAGAGUGAGGCUGGGCUGCCGUCUGGGCACCUGGUGGUUUCCCUUUGACAGUUCAACUUUGAUUUCCAUGAAUGCUGCACUGCUGGAUAAAGCUGGUGGGCAAGAGCCGGGGGCCCCUUCAGAAACACCGCGCUGUGCGGCGAAAUCCCUACCUGUGUGGAAAGCGUGACCCUGGCCUGCAUCAUCCUCCAGCCGCACCAUUGCCCUGCCCCUCCUCCUUCCCACCCGCCUCGCUGGACUUGAGGUCUUUGCCACUUUGUUUUGGGGGGCAGGGGCCAGCGCUCCCUCCUGAUCUUCUUGCACCCUGGACUGGACUUCUAUUUGGGAAGGGGAGAGGCUGUUCACCUGGGAUCUGCCAGGGGCAGCUGCUGGAGGUGCCAGGGAGGAACUGGCAGCUGGCCGCCAGCCACCUUGGACGCUCCCCCUUGUUUGUGUAGCAAUAAUGCCUUGCCGGGACAUUGGCUGGUAAGAUUGGGAGCUUGGGGGGUCUUCGUGCCGCCGGGCUUUGUCUCACCGUUUCAGGGGAGAAAGGAGAAGGCCAAGCGCACAGCCUUUCCCCAUCGUCUGUGGGGCUGCCGAGGGAGGAGGAGGACAGUGGCCGCUGGCCGGCUGGCAGGAAGGGACAUUGGGAGGUGGCCAGGCGCCAGGUGGUCUCCGGGAGGCCUCCUCUGUUUCUCAUGGAGAGAGGUGGAUUCGUGGUUUGGUUUGCUUUUUGGUAACAUUUUUAACAGAUGUAGCACUGCGACACUUUGCACUUUGUGGUCUCCUGCACCAGUUUUGGAGCGUCCCAUCAGGGGAAUCUGGAGGAAAGAGCCUGUGCCCAUGGGCAGCUGUCCAGAGCAGGCAUCUCUUGCCACGAGCGGCUGCAAAGGCCACGGAUGGCACUGGGGGGGUCAUCCCAACAGAAGCUGCCUUUCUCUGGGAUCCUCCAGGCCGGCCACCAACUGCAUCCUUCCAUGGCUUCCGGUUUCUGCUGCCACCACUGCCUUCUGGCCUUUCCAGGUUGGUUUUGGCAUGAGUCAGAGGGCAUGUGGAGGUAUAAGGCCUGGCCCAGGCGCUCUGUCCACUACUCCCACUCCGCCUUCCUUCUUUCACCUUGAGAAGGUUCACAGCAGAGGCCGCUUGCUUCUCUUUAAGCUCGAGGGGGGGAAAUGCCCUGCCCUCCAACUGGGACGCUAUGCCCGCUUCCUGGGAUGUCCAAGAUAAUUGGUGGGUGACCCCCAGUGGUUUCUGGCCGGGGUCCUGGGACUUUCAAGGGGGGCCCUCCAAAGGAGGACAUGGAGGUAUGUCUGCAGCCUUUGUGAACGGUUGCCCAGAACUGGACACAAGGCACUGCUCCUUAACCAGGAGAUCAGUGAGACUGACUGUCCCGGGUGGGGGGGGGGGCUGUGACCAGCGCACGGACUUUGUGGGUUUGUGACUGGAAGGGGCUUGUGGCAAGCGGGUAGGAAAGGUCCAGAGAUCAAGCGUUGGGAGGAAAGGCUGGGGAUAAGUGUUUUGGGGGCAUUGUGGGAGGCCAUCAGAGCAGGACCCAAGCCCUUAAUGAGAAAAAGGAUGUGUCACUCGAGUGUUAGGGAUGUUCCUUAAUGGCAGGGGCUGCCUGGGAGUGCCAUGGAUGCCCUUGGGAGCUGGGGGGGGGGGGUCUGUCUUUGGAGGCGCUUGAGCACUGGCUUUCCUCCAUUAUCCACAGGGCUGGACUGCAUGGCCUUCGGGUCCCCUGCCAGCUUUCCCACGGAAAAUGGGAGCCCACGUGCAGCGGAGGGUUUCUAGGGUGGUGGGUCCAUGAGGGCCGUAGGAGGGGGAGGAAUCCCUCUCUUCUUCUUCGUGGUCUCUGCGAAUCAUACAAAUGGCUUGUACUGCGCCUGCGCAGUGCCUUCGGAAACUUCUGGAAUCACUAGGCAAAGUACUCUUUGCAACAUAUUGAAACUUUUUGGCGGUAGCUCUGCCCCUCCUCUAUAAAGCCUCCGUUCCCGCUCUUUUCCCCAGUUCCUUUUUUCCGCCGCGUUAGCUGCCAUUAGGAAGAGGCCCCACACUUCUUCAUUGGACGGAGAGCACUCCUCGGCGAAGCGGCACCGCUCCGACGAACGAGACCCCGAGGUCGGCCGUCAUAGGGAGGCGCCUUGAUCACACCUGUGGAAAGGCGGGGUAGAAAUAAAGAUUAUUAUUAUUAUGACCGCCUGGACACCGACUGCAGAUAGUCGGAUACCGACCGUCGGCCAUCAGAUCCCCGUAUUGCGGCAAGAGCUUCAAGGGGCUCAUCUUCUAAGGCCUCCGGGGCCGAUGACGGCCGUCCUGAUCACCGACUUGGCCCUGCGUCGACGUCUUGGGCUCUCCCCACCUUCCGCCACAUCUUGGACGAUGCCAUUCAACUCCUCUCAGAACCUGCUUCUCCGGCCAGUUCUAGAGACGAUUGUCGAUCUACCACCCCGAUGCCCAGAUCAGGCAGUCACCCAACUCGGACGCGCCGUGUCGCUUCGCCGUCUCCAUCUCAGGAACCAGAGCCCGAGUACUUAUAUGACAGUGAAGCUGACAAAUAUUACGUGGUAGAUUCUCAUGACGCUAUUGAGUCCCGCUUCGGACCUCCGGUACAGAAGUCCAGACCAUGACUAUCUUCUAGGCCUUCUAGAGCCUCUGCGUUUUCACCUCGUCGCACGGAUGCUGCCACUGACCUGGACGUCGUGGACCUUGAAUCAGAUGAGGAGACAUCUUCCUGGGCCCGUUACCGCCCCAGAGAUGGCUCCCAAUCAUCUGUGGACGACGACUACCAGUCUGCAAAUCAAGACUUUGUUCAACCUAGUUCGGUCUCUCCUUCUGACGAUGUCCGGACCUUCGCGGAACAUGUCAUCAAAAUGGGCAACGCUCUUGACAUCAAGAUCUCCCAGACUGAGGAAGAGGCCUCUGACCCUAUCGAAAGUCGGAUUCAUGGCAAAUUGCCCACCCCACCGGCAAUUCCCCUGCUCCCAUCCCUGGAGAAGUUGGCUAGGCGUGCUUGGGGGGCCCUGCUUCAACAGCUGCCAACAACAGGAGGAUAGAGUCCCUCUACAGGAUCGCACCAGCCAAUCCAUCAUGGUUGUUUGGACACCCCAAACAGAACUCGGCCAUCGUAGAAGGCUCUCAGCGUGCGUCGACCCCAAAGGCUUCCUUGAUGCCUUCAGACAGAGAAGCGAAGAAAAUUGACGCCCUGGCUAAGAAGGCCUAUUUUUCCUCAGCCCUGGGCAUGAGAGUAGCCCACUAUAACGCAUGCAUGGGCGCCUACAUUCAGUGGCUCAUGGAGAAGAUCUCCCCUCUGAUACCGGACUUGCCUGAUGAAUCCCAAGGGACCCUUUCGGAAGUCCGGGACGAGGCCCACUCAAUCAGAAGUUGGCUCAUCACCUCAGCCAGACAUUCCACGGACUGCGCCGCAAGAUCCAUGGCUGCAGCCAUCGCACUUCGCAGGCACGCCUGGCUGCGGUCAUUGAUCUAAAUCAGAAUGCCCGUACCACCAUCGAGGACAUGCCCUUUGAUGAGGACGGCCUAUUCCACCGCGAGACCGACGAGAAGCUCAACUUUAAGUACAGGAUGAGGACCGUGCCGAAGAAGCACAGCUUCUUCCCGUAAGCGUUUCACCGGUAUCCGUCAGUGGUACGGUCAGGGCCAGAGACCUUACCAACAGGACCGUCCUUUCCAACGCCAGGACCAGUCCAGACAGCGCUUUCCUUUCCAGUCUUCUUCCUCCUUGGGCCGCCGCUCGGGGCCUAAGUAUAAGAAGAACUACAGGAGGCAAGACUCCGACCAAAAUAAGAAGAGGAACUGAGGGGACGCAGCGUACUCCGUCGUCUCCUCCGCCCCUUGUUUUCUUGACAGGCUGAGGCCUUUUUCCACCAUCUGGGCCUCAAUUACUACCAAUUCUUGGGCCCUCACUAUCGUCUGUAGGGGUUAUGCCCUUGAAUUUGAAGAGCUCCCACCAACUGGAGCUAUCCUUUCCACUCCCCCCUCAGACACCCUCCUCGACGAAGUACGCACCCUUCUCGCCAAAGGUGCUAUUUCCCCUGUUGACCCCAUCGACAUUCCUAGAUGUUUUUUCUCCCGUUAUUUCACGGUCCCUAAGGCUGACGAGGGCAUCAGACCCAUAUUGGACCUCAGAGAGCUGAACGCUUAUCUGUCCUAUCGCCGCUUCCGGAUGGUAACGCUUGCCUCUAUUUUGCCUUUGUUACAACAGGACCUGUGGUUUGCAACAAUCGACUUAAAGGACGCUUAUUUUCACAUCAGUAUCUGGGAGUCACACCGCAGGUUCCUGGCCUUCGCCUUCGGGACAGACGUCUACAGAUACAACGUCCUUCCCUUCGGCCUGUCUACAGCGUCUCGAGUUUUCACCAAGUGCAUGGCGCCCGUGGUGUCCCAUCUGCAUCGUCAGGGCAUCAGGGUCUUCCCGUACCUGGACGAUUGGCUCUUCGUGGCUCCCUCAAGCCAAGAGCUACGUCAACACACCACAGUCUCUCUCCAGCUCUUACGGGACCUGGGACUGGUAGUCAACCUCAAAAAGUCCCAACUACUCCCCACCAAGCAGAUAAGGUUCAUCGAGUCAAUCCUCGAUUCAGACAAUUGCACAGCAUUCCUGCCUCCCGACCGCUUCCAGACACUGGUUUGAGCCGUCAGCCGAUGCACCGGCCGGAGACGAGUCGCCGCCAGGGACAUUCAAGUGGCCCUGGGCCACAUGGCGUUGACAACAUUUGUCACACCGUGGGCAAGGCUUCGAUCUCGGCCCCUUCAGUCCUGGUUCCUGUCGGUCUUCAACCUAGAAAAGGACUCCCCAUCCCACCGCCUGACCAUCCCAAGACCACUCGCUCGCUCCCUCCGCUGGUGGCUCGACUCCCGAAACACUUGCGCCGGCAUGCCUUUUUUGUUGCCCCAGCUGGAGCUGGUGCUGACCACAGACGCAUCAGAAGAAGGAUGGGGGCCCACACCCUGGACCUGUGGGCCAAGGGCAUCUGGUCCCGUGACGAGGAGACCCUCCACAUCAACGCACUGGAACUGUUGGCAAUGGAGAAAGCCCUAAGAGCCUUAGAGUCCUCCUUGUCCAGCAAGGUCGUCCAGCUCAGGACAGACAACACCACGGUGAUGUACUACCUGAGCAAACAGGGAGGCACCAGGUCAUGCACCCUCCUAGACAUCACGCUCCGGAUAUGGGAAUGGUGCAUCGCCCAGGACAUUUUACUCCAAGCUGUACACCUACCGGGCAUACAGAACGUCCUUGCGGAUCUACUCAGCAGGUCUCCGUCCUCAUGCCACGAGUGGAGACUCCACCCAGAGACUGUGCACGACCUCUUCAUGCGAUGGGGAACCCCACAGAUAGACCUGUUUGCGACCGUGUACAACUCUCAUUGUCCCCAGUUCUGCUCCCGGAUGCCGAACGAGGACUCCCUCGGGGAUGCAUUCGGGUUCCGAUGGUCGGGGCUAGCGCUCUACGCCUUCCCCCCUUUCUUCUGAUCACCAGGACAGUGUCCAAGAUGAUGUCGGAUGCCGCCGAUGCGAUCCUAAUCACCCCUUGGUGGCCGGGACAGCCUUGGUUCCCUUGCCUUCUCCACCUCGCCCAAGCCAACUUUCUCCAGCUCGACCACAGACCGGAUCUCCUCACAAUUCUGGGAGGACAUGUCCGACACCCGGACAUCGACACCCUUCCUCUGGUGGCGUGGAGAAUCCAUCCCUAGCUCGGCUGCCAGCCCCGGUACGGAGAGUCAUCCUGGCCGCCCGGAAACCGGCUACCCAAAAGUCCUAUAGACUGAAAUGGAACACGUUUCUCCGGUUCUUGUCUGACAGACACCUCUCCCCAGCCCAAAUGACGACACCGCUGGUCCUGGAUUUUCUGAUGUCCCUGGUCGACACGGGCCUCUGCCUCUCUUCAGUAAAGUGCUACCUGUCGGCCAUCUGCUCUUUCUUCCAAUUCGAUGACAGACCCUCCUUUUUUAAAGACCCCCUGGUUAAAGGGUUUCUCAGGGGAUGCAAUAACUUGCACCCUCAGGUAUCCUUACCGCCCCCGGCUUGGAGCCUCGAGGCGGUGUUGAGAACCUUACAGUCCAGACCGUUUGAACCUUUAGCCACUACAGACAUUAGACUUUUGACUUGGAAAACGGUCUUUUUGGUGGCCAUCACCUCUGCCCGCCGCGCGGGCGAACUUUGUGCCCUACGUCGUAACCAGCCCUUUCUCAGGUUUCACUUGGACAAGGUAGUUCUCAGGACAGACAUUACCUUUUUACCCAAGGUUGUUUCUAUGUUUCAUAUGUGCCAGGACAUUGUCCUUCCUACCCUGGCCCCGAGCCCGACUACCGAUGCCGAGAGGGCUCUCCACACACUGGACGUCCAUAGGGCCCUAGCCUUUUAUCUGGACAGAACUAGACACUUGAGCCGCUCUGAGAGACUGUUCCAGUGUUACUUGGAGCCCAAAAAAAAGGACUGCCUGUGUCGACUCAGAGACUCUUGAAGUGGAUAUCCAACACCAUUUGCCUAUCCUAUGAACUCUUGGGUAAGUCUUUGCCGGUUAGGGCCCGCUCCCAUGCCACAAGGGCGGUAUCGGCAUCUGCUGCAUUUCUGUCAGGUGUGCCCUUGGAUGAUAUUUGUAGGGCUGCAGUGUGGUCACAAAUUUUGACGUUCAUCAAACAUUACAGGUUGGACACCAGGGCCAAGAGGGAAGCAGCCUUUGGGAGGGCUGUCUUGUUAUCGGGGUUACACUGACUAUGUGUUGAUGUAUAUUGCGUUGCAGUUCUAUUCACAAGGUGAUGAGCUCACUGGGCCCGUCUUCAGGCCUGUUUAUGGGUCUGUGUUUUGUGCAAGUUUUCUAUAAACAAAACAAACAACUCUUAGACGUGUGUUGAGUUCUCAAUUUAUUGGUAUCCAGUAACAUUGUUGGUUGAUUCAGGUGUCAUGACACUCCCUCCGCCGUCAACUUUAGCUUGCUAGUCUCAACCCAUUUGUAUGAUUCGCAGAGACCACGAAGAAGAAGGACAGGUUGCUCACCUGUAACGUUAUUUCUUCAGGUGGUCAUCUGCGAAUACAUACAAAUCCCGCCCAUCCUCCCCUCGGUGUCCUGCUCUAAUUGGCUCAUUCUCUUGUCGCCUUCAUGGCGGAAAAUUGCGGAACUGGGGAAAAGAGCGGGAACGGAGGCUUUAUAGAGGAGGGGCGGAGCUACCGCCAAAAAGUUUCAAUAUGUUGCAAAGAGUACUUUGCCUCGUGAUUCCAGAAGUUUCCGAAGGCAUUGCGCAGGCGCAGUACAAUCCAUUUGUAUGUAUUUGCAGAUGACCACUCGAAGAAAUACCGUUACAGGUAAGCAACCUGUCCUUCUCUCUCUUGGCUCAUGCCAGAAAUGGGCUUCACCUGACAAAAGGAGCUUCAUGCAACGAAGAAGCAGAACGUAGGGCGGGGGGGCUCUCUGCUGCAGUCUUUGAGAGUGGCCAAGGCGCGGGGGGGGGGGGGUAUCCAAGGUUCCUCUUCUGGAGGCCCUGCCACUGGUGGAAGGCCUGACCCUUCCCCAGAGGGUUUGUCCAGAAGAAGUGAUGCUCUUGGCAAAACUGUUUCUGGCUCUGCAUUGGCACUGGCUUGCCUCUGCUGGGCCUCUGCUCCUCUUCUUCUGGAUGGGAAAGUCCUGGCUGAGCCCCCCGCCUCUGGUCCAGCACUCACAAAGCCUGGCCUUCCAGCCCUAGACCUCUGUGCAGACCCUGGAGGUCAGAUCUUCACCACCAGGGUCUGCCCCCUCCUCUUGAGGAAAGCCCCCCAGGCGAAAAGGGAGUUUGCAGGAGUACCAGCCUUCCUUCUGCCUAGUUCUCCAUCUCCUCCAAUGCACAGAACUUGUUUGGGGUUGUGCCCAGAUGCUCUCCCCCCCCCCAGGCCUUGGGGGGGGGGCAGAGGAGUCCCAUUGGGGGGACCCAGGCUAGCAAGGGAAAGGGGGUCAAGGCCUUCCUGGGUCGUGAGGGUCACCCUUGGAGGGUGGCACCUGCCAAGGUGGGUGGAUGGCCUUUGCUCCAAGGGUGGGGUGGGGGGGUCAAGCCCCUGGGAUCUUUUCCCUUUCUUUGUGGGGAAGGAGCCCUGACAGAGGACUGGCGUUUCUCCUUUGCCCACUUGUGCUCCAGCAAAAAAAACCCCAAAGGUAUUGCCUGGCUUGUUCUGCAUUUAGAUGAUGUUUUGCCCCCACAAAAUCUGUUCUUACAGUGGGGAGAACUUGUUGCACAAAGCAGUUUUGUGUGCCAACCACUUUUUUGACAAAUGACAAUUUUCAUCUUAAUGCAAAAGAGUCUCAGCAGAGCUGGCCGUUUUUUCAGUGGAGUGUGUUGGUGUUGUCCAAAUUCUCCAAGAGAGAACAUCUUGGAGCUGCCGCUGCAAAGUCACACCUGGAGGAAGCGCCGCCUUGGCUUCGCAUGGGUCCACCUUUCUGUUUGGAGCAAAGUCUGGAAAGGACCUAGGCAGCCAAAAGAAACAGCUCCAUUCGUGGCCCUCCAUUUCUGUGGGGAAGGCGAGGGAAACUGAGGGGCACAAUUGCCGUCCUCUUAUGCUGUGCCUGAGACCCUGGCAGAGAUGCCAGUGAGCAAAGCCCCUUCUUCAAGAGGAGGCAGCUGCCACUGGUGGAGGGGGCAAGUAUCAUCCAAGGGGAUCCUCCCCAAGGAAAGUGCCACCUCUGCCUUCUUGCAGUCGGUGGAGCAAACGAAUGACAGACCCUCUGGGCCUGACCUCGAGCCAGGGCCAUGGGUCCCCUGGGGGAGUGCUGCGGAAGGGCAGCCUGGAGUACCUCCUGGCCCUCCUUGCAAGAGGAGGAGGAGGCCAAGGUCCAACUGUGGCCCCUGCCCCACACGUAUGGGUCCCUUCUGGAUGGAUGUACCCAUGGAUAGCCUAGCUGGCUCCGUAUGUUAGCAUCUUCUGGCAAGGGCUGCCCUUCGUGGACUUUCUCUCGGGAAAAGGGUGGACCUUGUCUCUCCCUGCGGCAGCGGUCAGGGGAUGGCCACUGGCUUUGUAGUCUGUGGCCUUUUGUGCCCAAGUGGGCUUCUACAGGCAAGUGGCCAUCUUUUUGUCCAUUGAAUAGCAGGCCCCAGUGCUCUCACAUCUUCAACUGCCAAACUGCGACCCACGUUCUGAGGCCCUGAAUCCCUUGGUUUGCCCCAGGGCUGUUGGGGGGGCUCCUGUUGCAACUUUUUACACAAAUAAAGCCUAUAAAACACA
Molecule: messenger RNA, 12283 nt
Organism: Sceloporus undulatus (fence lizard)
Lineage: Eukaryota; Metazoa; Chordata; Lepidosauria; Squamata; Phrynosomatidae
Gene: PPP6R2
Product: protein phosphatase 6 regulatory subunit 2
Exons: 24
Coding region: 44-3076 (1010 amino acids)
Cellular component (GO): nucleus; cytosol
Molecular function (GO): protein phosphatase binding; protein phosphatase regulator activity
Source: RefSeq, a predicted model, not a curated record